GAGGAGGAGGAGGAGGUGCAGUACCGGGACUGGGGGUGGGCUCUGGGGGGAGAGGGGCUCACCCGUCCCCUCUGGGAAUAUGGCGACUGGUGGCUACCGGACCGGCGGCGGAGGCGGCGGCGGCGGCACCGGCACCACCACCACCACCGACUUCCUGGAGGAAUGGAAGGCGAAGAGGGAGAAGAUGCGAGCCAAGCAAAGCCCCCAGGGCCUGAUUGCGGUCCCCGCGAGCGUGGUGGGAGGCGGAGGGGUGGCUAGUGACGGGGUCGGCAAGCUUCUGGCCGGAGCGCUGGGGGCUCCCCCCUCCUCCGCCUCGCCUGCCCCCCUGGCCAACGAGCUCAACAAUAACGUCCCCCCGAGCGCGCCGGCACCUGCUGCCCCCGCCCCCGGGGGCGUCAAUUACACGCUUCCCUCCGCCUCGGGCUCGGCAGCGGCCCGAGCCCCCCCUGACCCCCGCAGAGCCGAGGAGGAGCUCCCCAGCACCUCCGCCGCCGGGCUAGCUGCGGCUGCGGGCGCCUCGUCCCACGGCCCCCCCGCGGGGAGCCGAGCCGGCCCCGACGCCGGGGUGCAGCCCCCCUUGGGCGACAGGGUGGAGCAGGACAGUGCCAAAGAGAAAGGGAAGAGCUCGGGCCCCAGUGCCAGGAAAGGCAAGGGGCAGAUCGAGAAGAGGAAGCUGCGGGAGAAGAGGCGAUCCACGGGAGUCGUGAAUAUUCCCGCAGCCGAGUGUCUAGAUGAGUAUGAUGAUGAUGAAGCAGGCCAAAAAGAGAGGAAAAGAGAAGAUGCUAUCACACAACAGAAUACGAUGCAGAAUGAAGCUGCAACGUCAGAUCCUGGGGGUUCAUCCCUAUUGCAGGAAACACCUAGGGCUGUUUCAAGUAGAUAUAAAAGCACAAAUAAUACCCCUGAAGAUGAUGUCUCAGGUCGAUACUCUCGAACGGACAGGGCAGUGUCUAGGUACAGCAGGGAUCCAGCUGCUUCUGCUAAUUUAGUCAUAUUGGAAAAGAAAAUUGAAGAUAUGGAAAAGGAAAUAAUAAAAGAGAGACAAGAAAACGUAAGACUCCAGAAACUGAUUCAGGAUAAAGAAGAAUUAAUUGGAAAACUCAAAGAAGAAAUUGAUUUAUUAAAUAGGGACCUAGAUGACACAGAAGAUGAAAAUGAACAGCUAAAGCAGGAAAACAAAACCCUUUUGAAAGUGGUCGGACAGCUGACAAGGUAGAAGACCCCGGCCUCAGUGAGGAGAACGAUUUGUAAAACUACUGAUUGAAUGUUGAGGUCAAUGCUAGGGCAAUAUUUCCCAUGCUGCAAUACAUUAAAAUAACUAAGAGUGUAUUUAUUUCUUGGAAACUGAUGGAUGUUUAUUUUCAUAAUAUUUUUCUUUCUCAAUAUCAAUAAAGAUAAGGUAUCCACCUCAUUUCACCAAUAAGCAACAUUUUUCAGUUAUUGAAAUAGUUGAUAAGGAGCUAUGAAAUUCUCUGGUUUUAUGUAUUCAGAUAAUAUAUGUGGUCCAAAAUGGCUCAGACUAUGUCUUCACCUCUGGUGAGGUAUCUCCCUCCCAUCCUCAAAAAAAAGAAAAAGAAAAAAAAAGUAAAGAAAUAGAAGCAUAAAAGCUUUGUUUACAUGGGUCCAAAUAUAUUUGGGGAGUCACUUGCUGUUUGAACAGCUGUAAAGUGCAGAUGCCUUAUUAGCGACGUGUAACCUUUUUGCAUAUUGAUGGCUCACUCUGACAAAAAUCUGGGUGUACCAUGGUUCUUGGGGGUUUGUUUUUACUUAUUCUGAGAGAUUAGAAUAAUAGGCUAGCUCUGUUCCGUAUUGCAGUCAUCUUUUUAAAGGAAAGCUGUUAUGAAAUUACAGUCAAUCUCAUGUAGUAGAGUUCAGCUAGAUAUAAUUUUUUUUUUUUUAGAAAAGUACUUGAAUUGUGCUCCAUACUAAGUACAAAUUUACCAUCUUGGGUCUGUAUAUUGAGAAUUUAAAGAAAGCGCUUUAACUUCUGCAAAAACGUACAAAUGUAAUGUUUAUGUAAAUGUUCUUAUGAAGUUUGUAGGUACUAUUUUUUAUUGUUUGGAGAAGGUUUAUUAGAACAUGUUUGUAAAGAGAAAGAUAAGAGAACAUGUUUGUAAAAAGGAAAAAAAAAACCAGAAGUUUGUUGUUCAAGCCUAUUCACAAUUGCAGUUUAUAAUAAAAUACAUAUUCUUAACAUCUUUUUGCCUUAAAAUAAAAAUGAAAACGGUUAUCUGGA
Phascolarctos cinereus (koala) is the source of this 2236-nucleotide messenger RNA. RefSeq names its product pro-apoptotic WT1 regulator (gene PAWR). Gene Ontology annotation, cellular component: cytoplasm. NCBI's taxonomy places the organism in Eukaryota, Metazoa, Chordata, Mammalia, Diprotodontia, Phascolarctidae. Gene Ontology annotation, biological process: positive regulation of apoptotic process; apoptotic process. The record is from RefSeq and is a predicted model, not a curated record.